This is a messenger RNA of Schistosoma margrebowiei, 2027 nucleotides long. NCBI's taxonomy places the organism in Eukaryota, Metazoa, Platyhelminthes, Trematoda, Strigeidida, Schistosomatidae. The record is from the annotation of a GenBank genome assembly.
AUUAUGGAGGAUAUUUUAAGUUUUCAUCUUCGACUGUAAAUGGGUUGGGGUUUUAAUACCUGUGGCCCGAAUGAGGCUAUGGUUGUCUCUGGUUGCUUUCAUAAAAGUCCCUUACUAGUUCCUGGUGGACGAGUAUUUGUCUGGCCAGGAAUUCAAAGAGUGGAAAGGAUGCCAUUGAAUACAAUGACACUAAUAAUCGAAAGCCCUCGAAUCUACACUCAGCUUGGUGUUCCUAUCACAGUAACUGGUGUUGCACAAGUAAAAAUUAAUGGAAGUAACCAAGAAAUGUUAGCGGCUGCAUGUGAACAAUUUCUUGGCAAAUCAGAAAAUGAAAUACGUGAAAUAGCUCAAGAAACACUUGAAGGUCAUCAGCGUGCUAUUAUGGGCAAUAUGACAGUUGAAGAAAUAUACAAAGAUAGAAAAAAAUUUUCAAAAGCUGUUUUUGAAGUAGCCAGUUCGGAUUUGGUGAAUAUGGGAAUUAGUGUAGUUAGUUAUACACUAAAAGAUAUAAAAGAUGAUGAGGGUUAUUUACGUUCACUUGGUUUAGCAAGAACAGCACAAGUUAAAUGUGAUGCACGUAUCGGUGAAGCCGAGGCAAGACGUGAUGCUGGUAUUCGAGAGGCAGAAGCUGAAAAACAACGUGUUGCCGGUAAACUAUUAAAUGAUAUUGAAAUUUCUAAAUCAAAACGUGAUUUUGAAUUACAAAAUGCUGCUUACGAGAAAGAAGUACAAUCACGUAAAGCGGAAUCGGAAUUAGCCUAUGAAUUACAGGCAGCUAAAGUUAAACAACAAAUUAAGGAGGAAGAAAUGCAAAUCACCGUUCUUGAGAAAACUCAACAAAUCCAAGUGGAGGAAUUAGAAAUUGUACGACAAGAACGUCAUUUAGAUGCGACAGUACGGAAACCAGCUGAAGCUGAACGUUUUCGUUUGGAACGUCUCGCUGAAGCUGACCGGCUGCGUUUAACUGCCGAGGCGGAAGCAGAAGCUGAGUCUAUUCGGCUACGUGGUCUUGCUGAGGCGGAAGCAUUAAAAGCUAUAGCACACGCUGAGGCAGAACAAAUGGCAAAGAAAGCUGAAGCAUGGAAAAAUUAUCAGUAUCUCCGAAUUAUUCAACGAACGAUCAGUCAGUCAGUCAGUAACAACGUAGAACUCGGCAAUAGCGAGGUAAUUCGCACAGGAUGCGCAUAUGCCAAUAAGAGACUGAUCAAUUUCAGCCCUAAAACAUCAAUGGGAAGAUUCAAGUAAAACAAUACCAAGUGAAUUAAACUUCACCCCAUUGCACAAGCAAGUGGCUAUCAGGACUCAGUAGCUAAGUGGAUAACGCGAUGGUGUUUGGAGCGAAGGUAUUGGGUUCAAGUCCCAGAGUGAACAUCAACUCUCUGAGAUGCAGGUACGUCCAGCUGACGAGUCCCAAACAGGACGAAACGCGCGUCGAACUGUAUUCCACUGCUAGCCACUAUCCAUCUUUGCUUAUAACAAUAAUAAUAAUUGACGCGUACAUAAAUCUAUUCUGUUUUUACUCGUUCUUUUAACAAGCAAAUAUACUUUGCUAAUAUUUUUCUAUAUUUAUUUAUUUAUUUUUCUCUUCAGAACGUUGCUAAAUUAGACAUGGUAUUACAAUCAUUACCGAAAAUUGCUGCCGAGAUUAGUUCACCAUUAACUAAAUGUGAUAAAGUCACUAUGAUUUGUACAGGUGAAGGGGAUAUUGGUGUUUCAAAAUUAACUGGUGAAUUAUUUACAAUUAUGAAUAGUUUACCAAAUUUAAUACAUACAAUGACUGGUUUAGAUAUUUAUAAAAAUAUUAAAACAGUUUAAUAUUAAAACAUUGAAACUGUUUCUUUAUCUAAAUGCAAUCAAUCAAGCCGCGUAAUUCAUAAUGAUUGUUAAUUAGUAGUAUUGUUGUUGUUGUUGUCAAUGUAAUUUUAUUCUCCAAUUGUUUUAUGAUUUUUCUUUGUUUUUUUUCUCAUUCAUAUUUUGCCUACUUACUUAGUAGUAUAAAUCAAUUUAAUAAAAAUAUUUAACAAAGU